This is a messenger RNA of Paramecium primaurelia, 228 nucleotides long. The record is from the annotation of a GenBank genome assembly. NCBI's taxonomy places the organism in Eukaryota, Ciliophora, Oligohymenophorea, Peniculida, Parameciidae.
AUGAAAUAAUUAAGAAUUUUAUUCAUUUUUACCUAAAGUAAAAUAAUCAAUUUGAUAUUUAAGAGUUUAUUUUGAUUAAGAAAGUCAAAUAGUAAAAGUAACCAAAUUAGAAAUCUAUUUGUGUCUAAUAUAAGGUAUUACUAAUAUGUCGAAUAUUAGUAGUACUUUAUAAGAGAUAAGUAAAAAAGAACAAUUGAAUAAAAUGAAAAAGAAUUUAUGAAAGCUUGA